AUGCCUUGAAGAGCCCUAAAAAUAUUUCACUUGUUCCUGCCAGAUGGCGAGCAGCGAUGGCGCCGUGGCUAGCAGCGAUGGCGCCGUGGCUAGUAGCGAUGGCGCUCUGUUGAUUUCUGCCCUGGAGCACCGGAAGAAGCAUCGCCAGCAGCGCCGGAGAUCGGAUUUGGUGCUGGAUGAUCCUCCUCCGGUUGUUGUAGUGAGCGAUUUGGAUCCCUGGACGGCCUGGGCGUAUCAUCCACGCACGAUCUCCGUGCUCAUUGCCGGUGUUUGCGCUCUCAUAUGGGCCAGCGGUGCGCUUCAACCGGAGAUCUCCGACGAGAAUGCCGCUGUCAAUGGUACGAGAGGAGUAUGGGCCAUGAUCGCCGUGUUCUUAGGAUAUUGCUUACUCCAAGCUCCUCCCACGAUCUUGAUACGACCGCAUCCUGCGUUUUGGAGAAUGAUCCAUGGCGUCGCAGUGGUUUAUCUAGUGUUCCUCACCUUCCUUUUGUUCCAGAAAAGAGACGAUGCAAGGCAAUUCAUGAAAUAUAUUCAUCCGGAUCUCGGAAUUGAGCUUCCCGAAAGGUCAUAUGGAGGAGACUGCCGAAUCUACACACCCGAGGAUCCCAACAAGUUUAAGAAUGUCUAUGAUACUCUGUUUGAUGAAUUUGUUAUUGCUCAUGUCCUGGGAUGGUGGGCAAAAGCUAUCAUGCUACGUAGUCUUCCAAUUUUGUGGAUGCUUUCUAUCGGCUUCGAGAUGAUGGAGGUGACGUUUAACCAUAUGCUACCGAACUUCAAUGAAUGUUGGUGGGACAGUAUCAUUCUCGACGUUCUUAUUUGCAACUGGUUUGGGAUCUGGUCUGGCAUGAAAACCGUCCGGUACUUUGAUGGAAAAACUUACGAGUGGGUUGGAUUGAGUCGUCAGCCAACCAUAAUGGGGAAGGUGAGACGGUCACUAAGUCAAUUCACUCCAGCGAACUGGGACAAAGACGAAUGGAAUCCUCUCUCUGGCCCGUUACGUUUUGUCCAAGUGCUGGGGCUUGUUGUCAUUGUCCUCACCGUGGAGCUCAAUGCGUUCUUCCUCAAGUUUUGCCUGUGGGUGCCUCCACGCAACCCGCUAAACUCGUACAGGCUCAUCUUGUGGUGGCUUAUAGCCAAUCCAGCCAUCCGGGAGUACAAUUCAUUCCUUCAGGACAGAAAACCAAUGAAAAAGAUUGGCGCAUUUUGCUGGCUAUCACUUGCAAAUUGCAUUGUCGAGGUACUCAUCUGUGUCAAGUUCGGCCAAGGUCUCUAUCCCAAGCCAAUGCCAAAGUGGAUCGUCAUCUUUUGGUCCAGCACUGCUGCUUUGCUGGGAAUUUUCCUGGCCGGAUGGAUAGCUAAGCUGUACGUCGACAGGAACCGGCUCGUUUCGGCGACCGAGGUGUACGUAAAGAAGGUAUCUUGACUCGUUUUACAUUCUUGGGCAUACUACCUUUGAUCACUGCGCUGUAUGAUUGUGAGAAGAAAAAUAAAAGCCGCAGGCUCUUUGCACAA
Molecule: messenger RNA, 1512 nt
Organism: Selaginella moellendorffii
Lineage: Eukaryota; Viridiplantae; Streptophyta; Lycopodiopsida; Selaginellales; Selaginellaceae
Product: CDP-diacylglycerol--serine O-phosphatidyltransferase 2
Exons: 12
Coding region: 44-1423 (459 amino acids)
Biological process (GO): phosphatidylserine biosynthetic process
Molecular function (GO): L-serine-phosphatidylethanolamine phosphatidyltransferase activity
Source: RefSeq, a predicted model, not a curated record